GGUUAGUUGCGAUUCAGCUACUCGCCGGUCGUUUCGAUUCCGUCCGUCCGGAACGUUUUACGUACAACGAACAUUAUUACAAUACUAUUUACAAACAGCAUGUUAUUUACUCGGCGCUUAAUAAUUCGUAUUACGUGCUCGCUGUAAGCCGGGUGCUCUUGAAUCUCUAGUGAAAUCAUGUCGAUCCACUAACGGUUGGUUUUCUAACCCUAACGAUCGUUUUGAAAUUCGUUUGUAAACGGUCGAUGUUGCGCAUCCGCCGUUCACAACAAUAUUACGAUGAACACUGCACGAAUCGGUUGUAAAUUGUAUUAUCGACGAACAGUGUGAAUUGUUGUUUUUGCACCUCCGAAGUAUGUUGUGCGCUUGUAACGAAAAUCGUUCAUAUAACAAAGUAUACGUUCGACACACCGCGUAACACAUAUUGUACACGAAGAUUUUCAAUAAAUCGAUAAAUAAAGUUGAAUAUAAUCUAAUUAAAUCAUUAGUGGUGAUCAUCAGAUGAAGGGAGAUCUGCCUUCUCUCAAAAAAUGUCAUCGACGCAAAAAGCAAUCAGUUAUUAGCUUACUAUUAAGCUUCUAUUUCGAAACGAGACAAAACCUUCUAGAACAAUACAAUUCACACUCAACAAUAAAAGAUGAAUCUCAAUAUUUCCAUCAAAUUGGGGUAAAUUAAUGCUGGUGGACGUGAACGAGCUACUGGUUGGUAAUGCUAGUCAAUAAUGCCAUCCAGUUCCUGAACAAAAUACGUGACUUGAGACUUUUGAAGAUGAUAUCCACUGCUAUUUCCUUGGAUAGGAGGUUGUAUUCGGAAAUUAAAAUACCCAAGACGCAAGUCAUAAAUGAGCUAACUCUAAUGGUUAGCGGAAAUGAAACAUCUAAAAGCAAAGGAUUUCACAACCAACAUUAUAUUGCGGCUGUUGUCGAAUACUACCCCAACUUAGGAUCAAAUCCAUUACAGUCGAUCCAGAAUAACUUACCUAUAUAUGAAGACAUUAUUCACAAUGUUAGCCAAUAUGAUGUUGAUAUACUGGUUUUCCCUGAAGCAGGAUUGACCGGAGUCACUUUACCUGACGAUAGAAAAGAAAUACGACCUUUUUUGACCGAAAUCCCUUCCCCGGAAAGUAAAACCAUCCCGUGUUUUACAAAAUACUGCAGUACAGUGUUAAAUAAACUAUCGUGUGCGGCUCGGCUUCAUCAUAUGUAUGUGGUGGUAAAUUUACCAGAAAUUGAAUAUUGCAAAACAGAAGAAGACGAUGCGUGUCCAGAAGAUUUAGCUUAUUAUUACAACACGAACGUGGUAUUCGAUAGAGAAGGAAGAAUCGUUGCCAGGUACAGGAAAUUUAACUUGUUCAGAGAAUUUGGAUUUAAUCAUACCCAGCCAUCUGAACUAUGCACGUUCGAUACUGAUUUCGGGGUACGAUUUGGAAUGUUCAUAUGUUUUGACAUAAUGUUUGAAGAUCCUGCAGCUCGCCUCAUUCGGGAAACUGGUGUUAAGGAUGUUAUUUAUUCCACGGCUUGGUUUUCAGAAAUUCCUUUGCUAACAGCCGAUUCAGUGCAAGCCGGCUGGGCGUAUACCAACGACGUAAACCUAAUAGCGUCCGGUUACAGUAUGCCGGCAAUGAGCGGGGGAGGCAGCGGCAUUUACGCGGGUCGUGACGGACCUUUGGUCAUGGUCAUGCCUGACCGACCGGGUACACAGAUAAUAGUGUCAAGAGUGCUGAAAAGGAAGUUUCCCGACAGUGAAUGUCAAUCGAAGAAAUGUUCCAUUGAUAGUAGCUAUCGGACGUUCGUUUCUGAUUAUCUAGUCCUGCCUUACGGCAAAGAAAAUUCGGCACCGAGUAGCAACCGGCCCAGCGAUCUCAGGUUCUUUACGGACAACAGCUUCAGGAACUUUUACGUGAAGACCAUGCGGUCGGAGGACCCGGACGCGGAUCAGGACGACACGCUGACGGCGACGUUCGCGUACGAGCGGGACGGCUUCGAGUGCGCGAUGACGGUGAGCUGGCGGAACGAGAACAACAACGAGACGACCGACUACAACAUGUUCGGGUACUCGGGCACGCGAUCGUUCGGCGGCUUCAUGGACGCCCACAUCGAGACGUGCGGCCUGACCGCGUACAAGCCGGCCGCGGCGUCCGCGGCCGUCGUCUACUACGACCCGCCCAAGGAUCUGGUGACGAUCACGGCGAUCGCGAUCACGGCCCGGUCGCCGGACCUCGGCACGCUGCCCAUACCCAGCACGUUGGACGCGCGCAGCUACCCGCUGACCAACGACCAUUACACGUUCAGCAAGCGCACCGUGACGGUGGGCAAGCGGAAAAUGCUCGAGGUCAACAUGGAGCUGUCCAAGCCGGUCGCCAACCUGAUCACGUUCGGCAUCUACAAGCUUCCACAGCCGUUGGCCCGAUGACAUCCCGGUCCCCGUUCCUAUACGUAUACUAUACCCGUAGAGCAGCAGUGCGCGUACUGCACCAGUGCGCGUACGCCCUACGCGGCAGCACUACGCACUACACAAACGUACAAUAAAAAAUUAUUCCCUGUAAACACAUAGCGAUAACAGUAAUAAUAAUAAUAAUAAUACUUGGAAUACAUGCGCGUACGGACAGUCGCCGAACCCAACACAAUACAUUAACUAUAACGAAUACUGUUAUGCAAAUAAAUCGUGCAAACUCGAAAAGUAAUCUAAUAAUAAUAAUAAUAAUAAUAAUAAAAACUACCAGCCAGUACACAUGAGCAUCCCGUUGUGUGUAAGAGCGGGACGACGGCCGAGUAGAGUAUACAAUACGCGUCCCGGCCGGGUCCUCGGCAAUUCGAUGGAAAACAAAUUCACAUGGAAAUAUUGACAUGCAAAUUAAAGCUCAACAAAUCGAAUUAAUUUAACACAUUUUUCUCCCCUAGGAAUUAUAACCAUCGAGAAUUCGUUGUACGGGUACGCACUGUUGUACGCUUAAAUAAAACUCGUUGGUUAAUUCAUAUUAUAAUUCCGAUGUUUCACGAUGUGUACAAAAUCCGUUGCAGUCGACACUUUUAAUUUUUAUUACAAUCAUGCAGCAGACUCCCUUUUCCAAUCACAACUUUUUUAUACCAAACCUAACAACUCAUACUGGUGAUUCCCCACGGCCACUGAAGAGAGACUGGUGUAGAAACUCACUUAACGAAUAAAUAAAAUAAAUGAACAAAAGGUAAUGCUUUUAAACGUAGGCGGCUUCUUCCCUUACGUGUAUCAAGUUAAAGGGCAUAAUAAAUAAUUAAAAUAAUUAUUAUUAUAACAUCCACCAUUGUCGACAAAUUUAUUAAAAGACAAAAAUGAAC
Sipha flava (yellow sugarcane aphid) is the source of this 3314-nucleotide messenger RNA. RefSeq names its product vanin-like protein 1. The coding region runs from base 709 to 2412 and encodes 567 amino acids. Gene Ontology annotation, molecular function: hydrolase activity, acting on carbon-nitrogen (but not peptide) bonds, in linear amides. The transcript is spliced from 10 exons. The record is from RefSeq and is a predicted model, not a curated record. NCBI's taxonomy places the organism in Eukaryota, Metazoa, Arthropoda, Insecta, Hemiptera, Aphididae.